UUUUUUUGUCUCUGCACCCCACGUGCUCUCUCGCUCUCCCUCCGAUUCUGUACUCGGUACCUUGUCUUCCCUUCUCCCGACGCUCUGCAGCAGCCCGUGCGAAUUUCCCAUCUUUAUUUCGCCCUGUCGACCAUUCUCUUAUUCCGCCACGCAUUGGCUCUCCAGCAACACCACAACAACCAGCACAACCACCACCGUUAGCUUCUCAAAUCCCUAGACGCUCCCACCUUCUUCAACCGCCCUCGGCCGCCGCUGUCGCUCUCCCACCCAGAUGCGGCACCCGGCGCCUCUGUCCCCCUGAUCUGGCUGGUCUCCCGCCGCACUCCCCCGACGAUCGAGAAGAAAGGGCUCCCUGCCCGCCCGCCGCCGUCGCGGCCCUUCGUUUGGCCUCUGCCUCGUCUUUGUUCCGACCUCACGCAAACCAGCAUUGGGGCCACCCUCACACGGUCGCUACCCGCCAAGCCACAGGAACAAGGGGCUUGCUAGAACGCGAUUCGAAGCCUGGAGCCGGCGCCUGUCUUUUGCCUCCCCCCGAACAGCUGUUAUCCCGCCCGUCUUGUCUGCGUCUUCAUUGUCUACGCCUGGGCGCUUCUCCUUGCUCACGACAGGUCCGCUGUCAGGCUCGCCUCCUGCCGAGAUUGUAUUUCUCUGUUUGAGCUCAACAAGGCGACAAACACGACGGCCUCACUCCCCUCUCUUCCGACGCAAACCUCCGACCUGCCUCCUAUACUAUCGUCCUCGCUCCUCCGGCCCGAUCAGCCGAGACUGCUUCACAACCCUGUAUCGAUAUUGCACAAGUUGCUAGAAAGAGGGACCAUUUCGGUUCCAUCUUAAUGGACCGCAGGUCUUCGACAGCAGAGCCCAAGCAUCCCUACACUACAACACCCUGGCCGCACCUUGCGCCCGUCGCAACGGCUCCGAGAACAGACACGGUGGCGAGCCCGGCCACCGAGGGUGCCAGCCCGGUCUUUCCGGCUUCGCUCGACCUCCUGCCCAUAUUGUUCCCUCACCAGUCGGUGUACCAGACGCAGCUGCUCAACUACAACAAGCUGAUAGCCACGGGGAGGAGAGGCGGCGGCGGCGGCCUGCAAAACUCGCCGCACUCCCCCUCUGGGCUCACGAACCACGCGCACCCAGGGCCACGGUCGCGGUCGUCCUCCAAGGUGUCUAACAAGGACGCCCCGUCGUCCAAACCGAACGGCAACCAAAACUGCCAUGGGAAUAGAUUGUCGAAGAACACAGACAAAGCCGACCGCGCGGUCAUAGCUGGGAAGGAACCCGCAGCCACCAUGAAGAUGCCUCCGAGACAGGCCGACGGCGCCAAUCAGCCGGCGUCGUCCAACUCAUCUCGCCAGGCACGCCAGCCGCAUCAGAACCAACCACCACGGCCACCACCCGCGCAGGCCAGCUCAGUCCCCUCCACGCCCCACCAGCAUGCCCGAAACUUCUCGUUUGAGUCGCGCGAGCACUCGCCCACUGCUACCCAGAACCACUCGCCUCGCUCAACGUAUUCGGACCCCAACGGCAACAAUAUGGCGUCGCUGCGGCCUCUCCCGCCGCGUCUGGGUGGCUGCGUCUUCGAGACGGCCAUGAUCCGCGGAAGGAGGCGCAUGCCCUACAGCCUUGGGGGCGACCGCCUGGACCCGGUGGAGCCGAGCAAGAUCAAGAGCAAGCUGUCCGAGGACGAGGAGCGUAAGCUGACCACAGACAUGCGUGAGCUGUACGACCGGUUAAAACCGACGGACAAGGUCAAGGAAAAUCGUGCCAAGCUGGUGAAGAAACUGGACAGGAUCUUCAACGAGGGCUGGCCGGGGCACAACAUCAAGGUCCAUCUUUUCGGCUCGUCUGGCAACAAGUUGUGCUCCGACGACUCUGACGUGGACAUCUGUAUCACGACCGACUGGAAGGAGCUGGAGAACGUGUGCAUGAUUGCUGAUCUUUUGCGGAAACGUGGGAUGGAUAAGGUCGUGUGCGUUUCCUCGGCCAAGGUCCCGAUCGUAAAAGUCUGGGACCCUGAGCUGCAGCUGGCGUGUGACAUGAAUGUCAACAACACACUAGCUCUCGAGAACACCCGGAUGGUCCUGACGUAUGUCGACAUCGACGAGCGCGUGCGGCCGCUGGCAAUGGUCAUCAAGCACUGGACUCGGAGGAGGAUUAUCAACGAUGCAGCAUUCGGUGGCACGCUGAGCUCGUAUACCUGGAUAUGCAUGAUAAUCGCCUUUCUUCAGUUGAGGAGCCCGCCAAUAUUACCCUCUCUUCACCUAAGUCCGCAUAAGAAGAUUUUGCCGGAAACAGGCCGUAAGAGCGAGUUUGCCGAUGACAUGUCGAAGCUGCGAGGGUACGGGGAGAAGAACAAGGAGACGCUCGGCGAGUUGCUCUUCCACUUCUUCCGGUUUUACGCACACGAGUUCGACUAUGACAAGUGGGCAUUGUCAGUGCGGCUGGGCAAGAAGAUCACAAAGACGGAGAAGAAGUGGCAUCUGGCACUCAACAACAUGCUCUGUGUGGAGGAGCCCUUCAACACGGUGCGCAACCUGGGCAACACAGCUGACGAUACGUCGUUCAGGGGACUCCACCAGGAGCUCCGCCGGGCAUUCGAGCUUGUUGCCGAGGCGAAACUGGACGAGGCCUGCGAGCAGUACGUGUUUCCCAAGGAGGAGGAGCGCGUCUGGCAGAAGCCCGCGACCGCCCCAAGGCCAGUCCUGGUUAGGAGCUCAUCUCAGCAGCACGGGAACCGUGGCGGGCGCGGCAACUAUCGUGGCAACCGUAACCACCGAGGUAACAACCGGCGGGCCUCGUCGAGCGUCACGUACGACAACAACCCGAACCCGAUACUGGUCCCGGCGACCGGCUUUGCGCCCACUAUGGGCCAGGAUGGUCAGUGGUACGCGUCGCCCGUCGCAACCGCACAGUACUCCUACGUCACGACCGAUGCGCUUCUCAACCCGGCCCUCUUCGCUGGCGCCGCGCUGCAGUAUGACCCGAAUCUUCGCUUUCAGCUGUACUCGCAACAGCUUGCCCAACAGCAGGCAUUUGCAAAUAUGCACCAGAGGUUGAGUGGCGUAACUGCGCAGCAGCAGCAGCAGCAGCAGCAGCAGCAGCAGCAGCAGCAGCAGCAACAGCAACAGCAACAUCAGCAGGGUCAACAAGGCCAACAGUCGACAGAUCGCUCGAGGGCCGGUUCGUUUGACCAGCCACCAUUGUCGGCACCGGUCCGUCCCGAGUUCACCUACCUGUUUCCGCAAAUACCCCUCGGACCCCAGUACUUCCCAGCGGGCUACGCAUACCCCUCGUCUCCGGCGAGCGUGGCUGCCAACACACCGACGACAGCGUCUGAGUUCAGGAGAAGUCUGCAUAGAAAUGCAGCGGCAGGAGAGGCUGGCGGGUCUUCGAGCAGCGGGACUCUUAGGUCGCAGUCGCAGCCGGCGUCUCGGAGUCCGAUGUCCUCAGCGACCACUCAGGGUGGUGUUGGCGGCUAUCCGGUCUCGUCCCAGGCUGCUGUUGUCAAUGGAAUCCACGACUACGCGAACGGCGUCCCUGUUCUCCAGGCGCGACAGGCUAACGGCAUGCCGGUUAGCUUUGUACCAAGCGAUGACGCUGUCGACACCGACUAUGACGGCAAGUCGUCGUCGGACUCGCCGCCGCCACAAGAAGAGGGCGCUACGGGCUACUUGGGAUACUACGUCAGCGAUGGAACCAGUCCCGUCAAGAAGCAGCAGCCCAAGAGCAGUAGUAUCCCUAACGGGGUUCCGAAUGGGGUUGCUUUUGGCGACCUGGGCCAGGGCCUCCUUGCAAGGCGAAGGUUGUCAACAGACCAGUCGCCACAGUCUAUUCUGGACAGGAGAAUGCGACGGACGUCGAGGUCCCCGUCGCCCCUCGGCCAUGCGAGAGCCUACUCGACGGGGACUGGAGCUACUCCAGUGGUGUCGUCGUCGCCGCUCAACCAGACGACUGGAAAUGCGAGCAAAUUGUCGAUCGAAGCGCGGCCUCUGGUCGUAAACGGGUCGGUUUCGAAGCCCCCGUCGUCGGCGACAUCGAGCCGCCAGCCGUCUGCGAGCGAGAGCACCACAUCCGAGACAUGCAGUAUCGACACGCCCCUGCACAGCUCGCAUGGUCUCGGGAUUGGCGGUUAUGCCUCUUCCCUCGACAGAGCUAGCGCGGAAAGCACGCCAACAACUGCGGUGUCUGAGCGCCCUCUCGUUGUCAACGGCUCGACGACACCUUCAUCCUCGCCCUUGAUGGCGCAGAACCAGAUCCCGGACGCCAAGUCGUUUAAUCAGAGGAUAGCCGCCAUGAACUCGUUCAUUCCGCCGCCCGUUAACCAGAGGAUAGCGGCAAUGGGCGCAGCCGACGGAGGCAUAUCGCCGCUCUAUCCGAUUUCGCCUGCCACGCGGACCCGGAACGGCGUCAUUGCUCCCCUUGACCUCGCGGUCCCCCAGGGCACCCUCCUGCCGGACUUCACGCACCUAUCACCUGUCUAUGAGACGCGGACACCAUCACCGACGAUGGUGCGCAAGUUUGAUGGCCCGGCAGCGCAGGGUCUUGGUGGCGCCAACGGGGAGCGCCCCUCGCCGCCAGUUGUCGUAUCUUCGUCGAAAGACUUCCAAUCCGACGCGUCGAAGGCGAAGCCAAGGCCAGAGAAUGGCGUCCAGCCCCCUCAGGUCAACGGGAAUAAACACGGUUCGCCAAAAGACUCGGGCCAGGCUCGCAUGCCAUCGAGGAUAGAUACGGUCGUCCCCAAUGGCGGCAGCAUUGCUAGUGCUAGCGCGAGUGGCGGCGGAAACGGUUGGCAGAAGACCAAGUCCCGGAAGAAGCCGAGUGACACCAAGAGCCUCGCCAAUGGGCUGUCACACGGCGAGCAGCUGCCCAAGAACGAAGCUGACCGCAAGGGUGGCUGAAGGGUAUCAUGGCCCUCCUGCCCGCUUUGAUGCUGGAGCGUCCGCUUGCAUGUCUCUGUCGUUCAUCAGUGACUUCUUGGAUAACCCAUAGAAUCUGAUGCGGUGCGAUCCUUGGUAUGAUUCUGAUCAUGUUGGACAUUUCCUUCUUUCGUUUCGGUUCAGGAUUGCGUCUUCAGCGACAGCCGCAGCAGUCCGCCAACAUCCCCAGUCACGACCUCGGCACGAGCGCAGCAGCACCAGUCGUCCCCGAUCCUGGUCGCCCAUCGCCCGCGCGGCUGGGCGGAGCACAGGGUGUCUGGACUGCCCUCUGGCGAGAAUCGAACUAAUGGGCCAUGUGAGGAUAUCACCGCCUCUUCCGACUCAGUGUGGAUUGAGUUGAUCGCGGCGAAGUCGAGAAGCCUCGUCGCGACCAAGCGGGCUCCAGCCCAUCAGCACCGGUGGCUUAAGGCCAUGGUAAAAAGCACGAGGGAAUAGUUUGUGACGAUGGCACCGGGCCGCCUGUCUAAGCAGCUUAUACAUCUUCUACUUAGUUGUCUUCAUACUUGCGCAUCAUGAAUUUGGUUUGGUUUCCUUAUAGAAAGAGUUGGGGGGCUACGUCGGCUGACGUCGGAUUAUACCACGGCCUCGACCUAGAGCAACGGGCAGACAAAGAAAAACACGAUCAGGAUGAAAGCGAGCAUAAAAAAGAACUGCCUCAUUUGCGGAAGCUUGGGAAAUAAUGUACAUGUCCUGUGUGUGUGUGGGAACGUCCAAAGGCGGGGGAAGCGAGGCCUGGAAAGCAACAAACACGCCGGAAAGGGCGCGGGAGUUUGGGGCCUUGGGUCUCCUUUGUGUGCCGGUCCUGAGACGAUUCCUCUGUUUUGUUUUCUUUCUUUCUUUUUUUUUUUGGACGCUUAGGCAAACGACUUUUCCGGAGGGGAGGGGGACGGCCAUGAGGGGGUUGAGGGAAGGGGGAACUGUGGGGUUGGAGACACAAGCAAACGGUGCGUGUCUUGUCUGGUUUCGACGACGAAAAGAAUCGAGAGAUGGGGGGCCUGGGCGUGUCUUUCCUUUUUUUCCGCUUUUGGUUUGCUUUUCUUCAGCAUACUAUUUUCCCACAAGUCCGCUUUACAUGGUAUACGGAGGUUCCAUAUCCUACUGUUCAACUGUUUUUUUUCUCCCCCGGUUUCCUUUCUCUUUUAUCCUGCACUGGGUCGUUUCCGGGUUUGGUAAAACAAAACCUCCUCCUCUAUCGUUCCCCUUACCCCCAUCAUCUCUUUGGUUCGCGCAAAACCCCCCAUUUUCGGUUCGUCAGGUCCAUGUGCGUGUGUUAGAGUUUCCGUCCACCACUACAAAAUGAGAAAGAAAAAAAAGACCAAAAAAUAUCACUUCGGU
This is a messenger RNA of Gaeumannomyces tritici R3-111a-1, 6272 nucleotides long. RefSeq lists its product as hypothetical. The record is from RefSeq and is a predicted model, not a curated record. Gene Ontology annotation, biological process: RNA 3'-end processing. The coding region runs from base 834 to 4898 and encodes 1354 amino acids. The transcript is spliced from 4 exons. Gene Ontology annotation, molecular function: nucleotidyltransferase activity. NCBI's taxonomy places the organism in Eukaryota, Fungi, Ascomycota, Sordariomycetes, Magnaporthales, Magnaporthaceae.